UGACUGACUGCGUCUGUGGUUGAAUAACAAUGCAGUUUCAUGUCAUUUACAUAUCUCUCUUUAUUAUUUUUAACAUAUUUGAAGCAUUCGGUGCCAAAUAUGAACCAAACUGGGCUUCUCUCGACUCUCGUCCUCUACCGGAUUGGUAUGAUAAAUCGAAAAUAGGAAUCUUCAUCCACUGGGGAGUUUUUUCUGUUCCCAGUUAUUCAUCAGAGUGGUUUUGGUGGACAUGGAAGGGACAGAAGGUACCUGGUGUUGUAGAUUUUAUGCAGAAGAAUUACCCGCCAGAUUUCACCUACGCUGAUUUUGCACCCCAAUUCACUGCUGAGUUUUUUAAUGCUGACCAAUGGGCACAAACCUUCCAGGCCUCAGGAGCCAAGUACAUUGUGUUUGUGAGCAAGCAUCAUGAGGGAUUCUGUAACUGGCCGUCCAAAUAUUCCUUCAACUGGAACUCUGGGGAUGUGGGACCUAACAGAGAUAUUGUGGGAGAAUUAGCGGACUCAAUAAAGAAUAAGACUGAUAUUCAUUUUGGUCUGUACCAUUCCUUAUUUGAAUGGUUUCAUCCACUGUAUCAGAAAGACAAGGCCAAUAACUACACAACACAGGACUUUGUCAGGACAAAGACAAUGCCAGAGCUGUAUGAACUUGUUAACAGAUAUAAACCUGACGUUGUGUGGUCGGACGGAGACUGGGAAACAACAGACGUAUACUGGAAUGCUACACAGUUUCUGGCCUGGCUGUAUAAUGAAAGUCCAGUGAAAGACACAGUGGCUGUAAAUGAUCGAUGGGGAAACAACAUCAGGUGUAAACACGGAGGAUUUUUGAAUUGUGAUGAUAGAUUUAAUCCAGGAAAACUACAAAAGAAAAAGUGGGAAAAUGCGAUGACCAUUGACAAGUUUUCUUGGGGAUACCGCAGAAGGGCAGUCAUUUCUGACUAUCUUACAAUGAAGGACAUAGCAAAAGUCAUAGCUACAACAGUAAGUUGUGGAGGAAAUGUGCUCAUUAACAUAGGGCCCACACAUGAUGGGAGGAUAGCACCUGUGUUUGAGGAGAGACUGAAACAAAUGGGUCAAUGGUUGGGGGUCAAUGGAGAGGCCAUCUACGAAUCUGUGCCCUGGAGUCACCAGAAUGAUACCAUCACCCCAGAUGUAUGGUACACAUCAAAGAAAACACCACAGGGCAUUGCUGUAUACGCUAUAGUCCUGACCUGGCCCAAGGCAAACCAGCUAGUGUUAGGGGCCCCCGUAACAUCUACAACAACUGUGGUUACCAUGCUGGGUUACCAAGGCAACUUUAGCUGGAAACCUAAUACUGGUAGUGGCAUUGUGAUCCAGAUACCAGUUAUACCAUUUGACAAAAUUCCAAGUCAGGAUGCCUGGGUGUUUAAAAUGACUGGACUCAAAAAUUGAAGUGCUUGAACUUGAGAUUUGUUUUAUGAUCUUUUAUAAAUCCACAAAAGACUGCCUUCUCCUAAGAACAUGGAGAUUUGUGUUCUGUUAAUUGAACACUACAUUAAAAAAUGAAAUUCUACUGAUAGAAAAAAGAAUUGUUAAAUCUGUUCUUUAUCAAUCUCAUGUGAAAAAAUUGUUUUAUUUACAUGUACUCUUUUUUUCUGAAUAUUAUUUGAAAGAAAAAUGAAUGUUUAUUUAUGUUUUUUUUUACUGUCUCUUUUUAAUUUCUGAAAUGAGUUUCUUUCCACAAGGAAGAAGUUGCACUUUUUUGGAGAGUUAAGUAUUUUGUCACAAAUCAUCCACUUGAUAAAAAUACUGUAGUAAUUUAGUGUAAACUGUAUUGUAUUAGGCCUAUUAUUAAUAUAAAAUUUAUAAAGAAACUUUUUUUUACCAUAAAGUUUGGCUGUCAGUUUUGUUAUUUUUUGCAGAACUAUAUUAAAUGGCUUAUGAUACAUUUUAAAUUCAUUACAUGUACAUCAUAAAUGUCAUACAUACAAAUAAUGUAUGUUUUUCUGUGAUUGAAGCAAAACUUUAUCAAAAAGGACUGUGAUUUUUAAACGAGUGAUAUACAUUUAUAUUUAUAGAAAUGCAUUUAGAUAUAUGAAUUCAUCACAAAGAAAACAAUACAAAUACAGAAAAUGAAUAAGAAUUCUAAUUUUGUGCAGUAUUUGCUUAUACAUGCAAUUUUUAUGUCUCGUAUGUUGUGGUACUGUAAGAAAAUUUCUCCACCAUUGUACUUGAUCUAAAUAAUGUGUAUUUUCUUUCAUAUGCGUAUACUAUUCUCAUUUAUUUUAUUUUUUCUGUAUCCUAGCAUUACACAUUUAAUAGAUUUUGAUUUUUUCUUCAGAGAUUUAGAUACUACGUAGUGUAUAUCAAGAAGAUACUUACUGUUUUAAUAGAUUAUUUUUUUUUAUUACUAGUGUAGAUCUACAGUAUAUACAGUAUAAUUAUAUAUACAGUGUGGAUAUGUCUCUUGAUAGGUUGAAUGUAAAUUAUUUUACUGAAUACUUAACGUUUCUUAUCCUUUAUAAUAACAUUCCAAUCAUUAUGAAACAUUAUCAAUAUCCAUUAUAUAUUGAAUAAAUAAUGUACCUCCUUUCUAGGCCUACGUAAAAUUCAGGAUGCUAUAUUUGAGAUAAAUAAACUUAAAUUUAACUAUGCAAA
This is a messenger RNA of Saccostrea cuccullata (small rock oyster), 2615 nucleotides long. Its product is annotated as alpha-L-fucosidase-like. The record is from RefSeq and is a predicted model, not a curated record. Gene Ontology annotation, biological process: glycoside catabolic process; fucose metabolic process. Gene Ontology annotation, molecular function: alpha-L-fucosidase activity. The transcript has 8 exons. Lineage: Eukaryota; Metazoa; Mollusca; Bivalvia; Ostreida; Ostreidae. The coding region runs from base 30 to 1409 and encodes 459 amino acids. Gene Ontology annotation, cellular component: lysosome.